CACAGGUACCACGGACGUCAGUGUGCCGAACCAUUCCAUUUGGGGAAGUUGACAUUGCGAGCCGGUGGGACGCUGGACAUUAUUCGGUUGGACGGAAUUCUUGACCGGUGGGCUGUACUCAGUGGAAAUAGACGAAAGCUAGCAGUAUCAUGGAUGGAACGGGCAGGGCCGAUCCGCCGCCGUACGAUCAGAUCAAUCGCCCCGUACCGGCUGCCUAUCCCCACCAGCAAACGGCCGAUCCGUUCAAGUCCGCUAACUUGCACAGCCAGGAACCGCCAUCGUUGCAGACCACAGUGAUCGUCACGAGCCCGCAGGUUGGUCCGGAUCCGACCACCAUCAUCUGUCCGUCCUGUCGAGCGACGGUGGUAACGCGGCUGGAGUAUGAAACCACCACCAAGACGCAUUUGUGUGCCGGUUUGCUGUGCCUUUUCCUUUGCUGGCCAUGUGCGUUCGUGCCCUACUGCUCAACGGCCUGCCGAGAUGCGAACCAUUACUGCCCGAACUGUGGAUCCUUUAUCGGCACGUACCGGAAGUAGAGAACAACGGCAACGAUUAACGUUAGGGAAAGCCGAAACCCAUUCUCUACACUAAUGUGUGUUUGUGUUGCGUGUUUUUGUGCUUUGUACGUAACAGUGUGCGCACGCCGCUAAUGGCGCUUUAUCAGUAAAUGUCGCGUGGAGAGUUCGAGAUUCGUUACCCAGAAGUAAAAUGGAACGUGAAAUCAAAUCGACAUUGCGACACGUUUUGUAAAUAAGAUAGAGAACAGUUUAAUCGAUACGCAACAGGACGAUAGCCACAGUACCGAUGAAAUACGAAAUUUGUACCAUAUCUUAGGUUAUGAUUGAUUUGUAACAAAAAUUAAGGCUCAAUUGGAUAUUUGGAAAAAAAAUGCGCUGCUAUGCCGAAUGUAGAAAAUUGCCUUAUUAUCCGGUGUUUCUUGGUCUUAUACUGCAGCAUUAGUCAUCCAAAUCGCUAACGAUCGAGCGCCUUCGCUAGUCAUACCCAUAUCCCAGCCCAGUUCUGGCGAUCGUGUUAAUGCCAUCAUUCCACCUCCUCUCUCUGGAUGCCCGAAAAAGAAUUCUUAUUGUAAACUAAACCAUUUAUUGUAGCAACCAGGCAAUUGUAGGUAGAAUAUCAAAUUACUCUUACAUUGAAUAUAUUCAAAAAAGAAACUUUAAUGGCUCCAUCAAGCGUCGAACUUCAUUCAAACAAUAAACAUAUUUUGUAAUCAUAUCAGUAAACUUACAACAAUGAUUACAAAUAUUCAAUUUUUAUUAAAUUUGGUUGACAUAAAGUAUGCGUCACCCAAGAUUUGUCUACAAAGCUGAUCACGUGUGAAAU
This is a messenger RNA of Anopheles moucheti, 1341 nucleotides long. Its product is annotated as lipopolysaccharide-induced tumor necrosis factor-alpha factor homolog. The transcript has 3 exons. The record is from RefSeq and is a predicted model, not a curated record. Bases 150 to 536 code for a protein of 128 amino acids. NCBI's taxonomy places the organism in Eukaryota, Metazoa, Arthropoda, Insecta, Diptera, Culicidae. Gene Ontology annotation, molecular function: zinc ion binding.